Gasterosteus aculeatus aculeatus (three-spined stickleback) is the source of this 4464-nucleotide messenger RNA. RefSeq names its product sprouty related EVH1 domain containing 3 (gene spred3). Gene Ontology annotation, biological process: multicellular organism development; negative regulation of MAPK cascade. The record is from RefSeq and is a predicted model, not a curated record. Lineage: Eukaryota; Metazoa; Chordata; Actinopteri; Perciformes; Gasterosteidae. Gene Ontology annotation, molecular function: protein kinase binding. Gene Ontology annotation, cellular component: membrane.
AGGGAGAGGGAGGAUGCUGCCAGCGGAAAAUGGCUGCUGCAACCUCAAGCCUAUCCUGAUACACCGAAACGACAUCAAGGUGGCGAGAGAGGGCGAGAGGAAGGGAGAGAGGAAAAGAGAGAAAGAUUAGGAAAAUGAGAGCAGAUAGAGAGAGAAUGUGAGUGAGGCUGUGAGUGUUUCCUGAAAGGAGGAUAAAGAGAGAGAGAGAGGGAGAGGGAGAGAGAGGAGACCCUGGGGUGGGCUGCUGCAAGCGGCGGGCAACACCGAGCCAUGGAGGGCGAUGUGCGUGUUCGUGCAGUGGUGAUGACACGUGACGACUCCAGUGGCGGUUGGGUGCCCCUUGGAGGUGGCGGCCUCAGUCAUGUGGUGAUAUGUAAAGGGCGGAGUCAUGAAGGCAGGGGGCGGAGAGAAUACAUCAUACGCGGAGAACGGCUGCGAGACCGAGCACCGGUGUUGGAGUGCGCAGUGCAAAGGGGGCUAGUGUACAAUAAGGUGAACCCCAUCUUCCAUCACUGGCGAGUAGAAGAUCGAAAGUUUGGCCUUACGUUCCAGAGCCCCGCCGACGCCAUCUCUUUUGAGAAAGGGCUGAAACUUGUUUUAGACAAGCUCGACAGAGGCUCUGAAUCCCCCUCGUCCUCCACACCAGAAGAAGCCGACACGGAGGAUGAUGGACAAGCUUCUCAUACAGGAAGUGAGUCGUCAUCCAACAGCAGAAAGGAGAUGCUUCCCAAACCCAUCACCAUAGUGACAAGCGAGUCGUCGUCUACAUGCUUCGUACGGUCAGAGGAAUUUAGUUUUGGAUCCAGCCGUGCCGUCACAACCCAGACGCCUGCUCAGAUCCACACCAGGCCAGGACAGCACUCGCAAAUGACGGCUGUGUUGAAUCCGCCAGCGCCCCCGCCCCCACCUCCUGCUCCACCCAGUCCUCCUGUGGGUCAACGAGCCUCGUCUCCCCUUUCCCCCCUCUCCCCUACCAUUUCCCUGCUGGAGGAAGGGGACCUACGCAGUGUAGAUCCUUGCAAAGACCUGUGGGGCUCUCGAGGUUAUGAGGACUAUCGUCGGGCGGGGGCCACCAGGACUAUGGUUGGGGGGCUGACCGGGGGUGUAGUUGUCAGCGGUGGAGGGAGCCUGCAGGACAAGUCAGAGCUGUGCGUGGUUCGCUUUGAGAAGGACCUGGCGGGAGUGGGGACGGCGGGCUGCGAUGUGACCGUGAGCCUGGACAGCAAAGCUUCCCGGAGACUGUCCUCGUCCUCGCCCACAUGCGUGUCCAUGCCCAACGCGGUUUCAGGCUCGUCCUCAGCUGCCGGCUCUCCCCCAGAGACGUGCAAAGGAUCCCCCUCUCCCUGCUGCAUCCACACCUCGCUGGCUACCCCCCGGUCGCGGACUCGUAAGCGAGGAGGAGGGGCCGGCAGCGGCGGGGGAGACCCGGGGGUGCUCUCCCCCGACGACGACAGCCCAUGUCCUCAGGCUUCAUCGUCAUGCUCGUCGCGCUGCGUGUACUGCCGCUCGGUUUUCAGCGCUUCGGAGAACGGGCGGGGUCGCUGCAGAGACGCCCCGGACCCGGCCCUGCACUGUCUGCGCCAGUGGACCUGCGUGUGGUGUGCAGAGAGCCUCCUCUACCACUGCAUGUCGGACUCUGAGGGGGAGUUCUGGGAGCCUUGCUCGUGCGACGACUCGUUGGGGGGCCACCCGCACCCCCUUUGCUGUGCCCGCUGGUUGGCCCUCCUGGCCCUUUCGCUCUUUGUGCCCUGCAUGUGCUGCUACCUGCCUUUGCACGCCUGCCUGCGGUGCGGGGAGAGGUGUGGCUGCUGCGGGGGAAAGCACAAGGCGGUCCGAUGAGGCCGGGCUAGGGGAUGCGAGUGGUUCCCUGAAUCAGCUAAGGUCUGGCUGUUGAGAGGGCGGAGCAUCCGAAGGCUCUCGGUAGACCCAGAACUCCGACGUGGCCCUCCGAAGCCCCGCGGCCUUCCACUGCAUUCCGCUCGUUCUCUUUUCAACCUGGGGCCUUUCUCACUGGCCCUCGCCUGCUGAUGGUGCACUAGAAUCAGACCAGGCUCUAUGGGAUUCAACUGAAGCCUUCACAGUGGAUUUGAGGGUUGGCUGAUCUAGAAUUGGCGGUCAUAGACUUUAAUACAGUAAGAGAGUGGCAGAGGCAACAUGUGUGAACACUGUUUAAAAUGUCUUGGGCGGGCAGAUGUUUAUAUAUGCGAUUGUUAGAAUUUUAAUUGGUAUAAUUUAUUAAAUAUAAAACAUAUUGACACAAUCCCCCAAAGGCACACACUAUCACAUAAUACGAAAAUGAAAUUGUGGGGAAGUUAUUUGUUUCAUGUUGGCCUGUUUAUCAGUCAGACCCUUUACCUCUAAUUUUACCUCAGAUGUUACUCGACCCCCGUUAAGAAAGCAAAUGGAGGAAGGAGAGAGAGAGCUUUGGGGAGAGGGAGCACGAACGAGUGCAGACAGCACGAGCAUCCGAGACUAUUCUGGUUGUUUUUUCGGUUGAAGUAGUAGACAAUAGUUGAAGGAAGGUUAUCAAAUGCAAAGAGACAAUUCAUAUUAUGGGAAGUUGCAACGACAACCACAAAGACUUAAAAGUCAUAAAGUGAUUCAUUAUGGUCCCUUUUUAACCAAACACAGGUUCAUUUUGUUUUCUAAAAAGAAGAAAAGUAAAUAAGGAAUGUGUGUAGAACAUUAAACACCAUCAGUUUACACAUAUCUUCUCAUCUUUCAUGUAUUUUCAAUAUUGAUAGUAGAAAACAUCCCAUUUCAUCACUGUAAUUGUUGAACCAUUCAAGGUGCUUACAACUGAGGCCUCUGAGCGAGUCUAUUCUACCUAACGUACACAAAAAAUGUGCAUUUCUAACCCCAAAGAAAAACCAAACAGGAUCCCAUGCUUACCGAUCUGCCGAUGUGUUUAGGCCUUUGGAUGAGACGCCGCCAAAAAAUGAAGUGCAAUGAACAUUGUAUUAAAAGAGUAUUUUUGUACCAGUCGCUCAAGUUAGAAAAAAACAUGUUCAAAAAUGGUUGGAACUAAAUACUGUAGUGUGUUACUGUGUCCACUAUGAAGCAGAAAUGAUACACAGGAACACAGACUUGUCAUUCGGCAGCCGCACAUGUGUGACAUUUACACUUACAGUCUGUUGACCCCGAGAUGAAGAAAAUAGAUAUUGACUUGAAAAAGACAAAUGGCGAUAGGUCUUUGUUUGGGCCCAGUGGCAGAUGUGUUUGCUCAAUGUUGCUUUAAGCUUAUUUAAAGUUCCUGCUGCCUCUUCGAUGCCAUCGAUGAGGUGGUGCGAAAAAGUAUUGUACUGCACUUGAGGUGCUUAGGAAGCAAAAUAGUGAGUGAGGAAGGUUUUUUGUAAGUUUAUAGCUGGGCUUUAAGACAAAUUCCCCCGGAUUUAGUAUAGCCUCCCCACACCAGUAAAAUAAUUCACGGUGUACAUAUUCCAGAAAAGAGAGACUGGAGACACCAGUUGCUCCACAGAAAAUUGCUUCUUGACGAAAAUGCAAUGCAUACUCAAUAUUCAUAAAAUCACAAUUUAUGUUGACAGAAGGAGGCUUUAAUAUCAAAUACUGUUACUAUAAAAUGCUUAAACAAACUUUUAAAAACAAAUAUUUUCAAAAUACCUCAUGAAAUGCAUUGAACAUCAAAGAUGGAUGACAUGCCAGCAGUGUAGAGAAUCUGCAACCCAUUAUAUUUUGAUUUGAGACUACUUACAGUAGGCUCUGUAUGAGGAAGUCACCCAGUAAACGUUGAAUUAGGGCAGAAUAAACCUUUCAGAAGCUUCACCAGAUUAUUUAUAUUUUAGGUCAGCCACGGUUUUGUCAUCCAAAGUGACUUAAAGUGAGUGAGCAGGCAGUAAGCAGGGUUCAGAGUCGUGAACACGACCCUUGACCUGGAGACUGCCACCACCAGAUCCUCAUUUAACCGGCUGUCCCACACACACACAAACAAAACCACACACACACGGUCCCCACAAAUCUGCACUGCAUAGAACUGAACACAGACACACACGUUCACUCGAUGGUGCAGAUAUACAGGACUAGUAAAGCCAUUGCACACAGUUUGCUACUUCUGGUUCAGAAUUGGUGUUAGGGUACAGUACUGACAGUCAUGUGGUCACGAUUGCAGGCCCCAUUCUUACAUCUUAAUAAAUGUGCCUUUUGAUUUGAGUAAUCAAUAACUUAUGAUUUUGAAGUAACUCUGUGUUAAGUACUAUUUACUUUUUUGGGUUGGGUUGAUUUCUGCCAAUGUGCAUAUUUUCAAAUGUACGUAUUUAUUAGUUUCAAAGUAAUUAAUGAGAUAUUACCUGUUUAUUUAUUUAUUGAGAUAUUUAUUCUGAUUCUUUAUUUUUUGAGACAGGUUUUUAUUCGUGCUGUCUUACUUCUGACUUUGUGCCAAUGUGCUGCUUUGAGGUGUUACAUAUCGUGGGUUUGUAUCAUUAUUAAACCCUCAUUCUAUAUUUUAAA